GCCCCAUCCCUUCGCCUUCCAAAAAGAUUGUCCCCCACGACGUGCCGUCCGCUGUUGCUAGGGAAGGCGCACGACGCGGCCUAUAACGACGGGGUCUCUCUCCGCGCCUGCGAGAGCCGAUGGCAGCCACCGCUAGUCCCACCGUCUUCCUUCUCAUGGUCAACGGGCAGAUCGAGAGCGCGCAGUUCCCAGAGUUUGACGACCUCUACUGCAAGUACUGCUUUGUGUAUGGCUAUGAUUGGGCUCCAACUUCAGGUUUGGAAGAAGGAAUCUCACAGAUCACUUCUAAAAACAGAGAUAUCCAGCAAGACCUGGUGUGGAAUUUUCCCAUUGACAUCACCUUCAAAAGCACUAAUCCUUUUGGCUGGCCUCAGAUAGUCAUAAGCGUGUAUGGCCCUGACCUUUUUGGGAAUGACGUAGUUCGAGGUUAUGGAGCUGUUCAUAUUCCUUUUACUCCUGGGAGGCACAGAAGGACCAUCCCAAUGUUUGUUCCAGAAUCUACAUCCAAGCUGCAGAAGUUUACAAGCUGGCUCAUGGGAAGACGUCCAGAGUUCACUGACCCCAAGGUGGUAGCACAAGGAGAAGGCCGCGAAGUGACCCGGGUGCGUUCGCAAGGGUUCGUCACUCUCUCCUUCAACGUGGUGACCAAGGACAUGAAGAAGCUGGGCUACGAUGUGAGCCCCAUUAGCAUGCCCAACCCCUCGCUAACAUCGGCGACGGAUGGAAUUCAUAAAUACUAAACACGAGGUUCUCAAACAGGCUGGUUUGAAAUCGCUUGGGAUGAUCUACUCCCCUGCAAGGUAUUUGACCUGGGAUCGCUCCAUAUGCUACCUCAGGCCUGUUAUAAUUGUAAUGGGGAUUACACAGGGGUGCUUAGGACCAUUUCAGAUAUCCCAUUACUAUAGGCUGUUUCUGUUCCCGCAAGCAAUAUUGGGGGGGGGGGUUAACCCAACCAUCCAUUUAUUUUGCCUGCAGGGGCAAAAUCUGCAGUGAGUCACAUUGCAGAGAGGCUUAAAACCAGCCCAGCACUGUGACCUUCCCACCCUCUUUAGCUUGAUCACAUGAAGAGCAGAGAGGGCAGUUUUCCUCUCCUCAGUAGAGCAGGGGUAGCUAACAUGGUGUCCCCUAGGUGCUGUUGAACUACCACUCCUAUCAUCCCUGACCAUUGGCUCUGCUGCCCAAGGCUGAUGGGAGCUGGAGUCCCACAUUGGCUACCCCUAAGGCAGAAUACUGACUAAGAGCCAUUCUACACCAAUGACGGUGGCAGAAAUCUAGACUGCGCCAUUUUAGACCACAGGUGAGGGUGGAUGACUCAUUUCUGUCUGCUCGUAUAAAGUUCCAUGCAUACAGAAAAGUAGCACAGUAGGAGACAAGGCUAUGGUCUUGUUUCUUAGGAGAGCAUUACUUGAAAAUGUACCUCCUCUCUGCCAGCUGCUUCAACAAUAAGCCAUUUGCAAGAGUUCCUAUGUCUAACUGGCAAAGAGUCCCAACACACAACUGUUUUCUUCAGGGGAACAUUCCUGUAUAUCCCGAAACAUGUCAUGGCACACACAGUCCCGGCACUAAUCCUGCAUAAUUCUUUGCCUGUGCUCAGACCCCUCCAUAAACAUUCAGAGCUUUAAAACAAUUUUAUAACUGUACUCCAUCAAGCAGGAUUGUUGGGGAGAGGAGAGAAACCGUCUUGUAGCCCUCCCUCCAGCACACCCUUUAUCCCAUUUCAGCAAAAUUGCAAGAGCAGGUUUAAAUUAGCCCUGUAAAGAGGCACAGUGCUGUUGUCCAGUGAACAUGUGGGUUUAAUAGCCACAAUGAAUGUGGGACUAGCAGAAAAGAGGAAGGGAACAGAAGACUAGCUGGGCGUAAGGAACAGUGUGCAUAUUAUUUGAAACUGGUUCGUUGUAAGAUAUUAAAAGAACAACACUACUUAUUUACAGAAGCAAUAGUGUGCUUUAUUAAAAUAAUGGCUUUGUUUAGCGUUUCUCUCACCAAACGUCGUGCUUUGUACAUUCCUACUGAUCUGUCCAGUGUACUUUGAAGGGUUGAGAGAGAACUCUUUUGCUUAUGCUGUUUUAUACAAUUACUUUUAAAUAAAAGAUUUUCCCAUU
This is a messenger RNA of Rhineura floridana, 2102 nucleotides long. It is a transcript of the gene B9D1, whose product is annotated as B9 domain containing 1. Gene Ontology annotation, biological process: cilium assembly. Lineage: Eukaryota; Metazoa; Chordata; Lepidosauria; Squamata; Rhineuridae. Gene Ontology annotation, cellular component: MKS complex. The transcript is spliced from 7 exons. The record is from RefSeq and is a predicted model, not a curated record. The coding region runs from base 120 to 740 and encodes 206 amino acids.